CUCCCUGCUGUUGUUAUCGUCCUACUUCUUAAUCUCCUUGACCUGUCUUGACUGCUUCUCAAGGUCAAACAACGAUUGCAUGCAAUGACAUUCCUUACACGCGAGGAAAUCGAGAGACAUUCAUCUCGCCAGUCAUGCUGGGUUGCCAUCCAUGGCUCUGUUUACGAUGUGACCGAUUUCAUUGACGAACACCCCGGCGGUCCGCAAGUAAUCCUCCGCUGUGCCGGCAAGGACGCAACAGCAGACUUCGACUCCGUCCACGACAAGUCCCUCCUCACCGAGGCCCUUGAACCAUCAUGCUUGAAAGGCACAAUCCAGCCCGGCACACUCUCAGCCCCAUCCCCAUCUUCACCACCGCCAUCAUCACCCUCACCGCCCAGCCCCUUACCCAAGAUAGUAGCCACCAAAACCACAGCCCCCGCCCCUCCCCUCUCCACCCUCAUCAACCUCCACGACUUCGAAAAAGUCGCCCACCAACACCUUUCCCCUCACGCAUGGGCCUACUACGCCUCCGGCGCCGACGACGAGCACAGCAAGCACGCCAACGCCAAAGCCUACCGCAAAGUCUCGCUACGCCCGCGCAUCCUCCGCAGCAUCCGGGCCGGCGUCGACACCCGCACCACCAUCUUAGGUCAGAAGGUCUCGCUGCCGGUGUACAUGAGUCCCACCGGGAUCGCCAAGCUGGCGCACCCGGACGCCGAAUGCGCCCUGGCGGCGGCGGCGGGCCACGAGGGGCUGGCCCAGGUGCUGGCCAACGGGGCGAGCAUGCCCAUCGAGAGAGUGCGCGCGGCGCGCACGAACCCCCAGCAUCAGCCGCUGUUUGCGCAGCUGUACGUCAACAAAGAUAGACGGAAGUCGGUGGAGACGGUCCGGAGGGCGGUGGAGGCGGGGGCUUGCGGGGUUUGGGUGACGGUCGAUUCGCCGGUUGUGGGGAAACGGGAGAUGGAUGAGAGGUUGAAUUUGGAGGUGCAGGCACGAGACUCGUCCGCCCGAGGCCAGGGCGUCGCAAAGACCAUGGCUAGUUCUAUCUCGCCGUUCAUCGACUGGGAGAUUCUGACCUGGUUACGCAACCUCACCGACUUGCCGAUUGUGAUUAAGGGGAUCCAGUGCGUUGAGGAUGCGGUGUUGGCGUACCAGCGGGGAGUGCAGGGGAUCGUUCUCUCGAAUCAUGGGGGGAGGUCGCAGGAUACAAUCACUAAUGAUAAGUUGGAGGUCAGCGCUCAACCUCCACUCGUCACCUUGCUUGAGAUCCGCAGACACGCGCCCUAUUUGAUUGGAAGCCGGAUGCAGAUCUUCGUGGACGGCGGGAUUCGUCGUGGGACCGAUGUCCUCAAGGCGCUGGCGCUGGGCGCAUCGGCUGUUGGGCUUGGACGGCCGUUCCUCUACGGUCUCGCGGCAGGGUACGGCGAGGAGGGGGUGCGCCGCGUGAUUGCUAUCCUGCGGCAGGAGAUCGAGGCGAAUAUGGUGUUCUUGGGCGUGACGAAGCUGGCGGAGUUGGGGCCUCAUCUGCUGAAUGCGACGCGGUUGGAGAGAGAUGUGGUUGGUGAGGUGAAGUUGUAG
Aspergillus brunneoviolaceus CBS 621.78 is the source of this 1560-nucleotide messenger RNA. RefSeq names its product FMN-dependent alpha-hydroxy acid dehydrogenase. Lineage: Eukaryota; Fungi; Ascomycota; Eurotiomycetes; Eurotiales; Aspergillaceae. The transcript is spliced from 4 exons. The record is from RefSeq and is a predicted model, not a curated record. Bases 85 to 1560 code for a protein of 491 amino acids. Gene Ontology annotation, molecular function: heme binding; oxidoreductase activity.